This is a messenger RNA of Aspergillus alliaceus, 2538 nucleotides long. RefSeq names its product ubiquitin C-terminal hydrolase family protein. Gene Ontology annotation, biological process: protein deubiquitination. The record is from RefSeq and is a predicted model, not a curated record. Lineage: Eukaryota; Fungi; Ascomycota; Eurotiomycetes; Eurotiales; Aspergillaceae. Gene Ontology annotation, molecular function: cysteine-type deubiquitinase activity; cysteine-type endopeptidase activity. The transcript is spliced from 5 exons. The coding region runs from base 1 to 2307 and encodes 768 amino acids. Gene Ontology annotation, cellular component: cytosol; nucleus.
AUGAGCGGAAUCCACAGAUUUCUCACGAAGCGCGAGCGGCUUAGCAGAUAUGGAAAGAAAGAUGAGUCUUCGAAUAUCCUUUCCCGUCCCCAUUUCCGUGGCUUCUUCUCGUCAACCCAACCACCAGCGAAUACUGAUGAAGAACAAAAGAAGAUCAAGCUUCUUGAGCGUCGCAUCGCGCAGCUUGGUAUCACCAGUCUUAAAGAGGAACAUUUUGGCUAUGCCUUACAAUCCUCACAUGCCCAGGGAGAUGUGGACAGAGCGUUUGACUUGCUGCUACUUCUUGAAGACUCUAUCGAAGGAAUCAUCAGAGGAUAUACACCAAGUACGAAGCUCCUGGGAGCAGAGAACCGCCAAGGAGUCACUUGCUACCUAGAUGCGCUUCUCUUUGCGAUGUUCGCUCGUCUUGAUUGCUUUGAAGCCAUUCUAUAUAAAUCCUUUAAUGACGAGCCUCGUCGGAAACUCGUCAUACUGUUAAGGCUCUGGGUCAACAUGCUGCGGUCGGGAAAACUCAUAACAACGGAUAUUACUAAACAUUUGCAAGAUGCACUGGCUGAAUGUGGCUGGGAUGAUGCAGCCAGGCUACGCCAGCAGGACACAUCGGAGGCGUUCACGUUUAUAACGGGCACGCUGGAAUUGCCCCUCCUUACUCUGAAAAUGGACAUUUAUCAUACAGGCAAAGAAGAUGCGAGUGACGACCACAAGUUUGUCAAUGAAAGAUUAUUGGAGGUUGCGAUACCAGAGCCUCAUGAUGGAAGGACCGUCACGCUUGAGGAUUGUUUGGAAUCGUACUUCAACAAUCGUAUAGAAGUGAAACGGCACCUUGAACGGCGCAGCACUGUGGGCUCCACUAAAUCAGUAGACUCCUUAGUCAAGGGUUUUACGACGCACAUCGAGACAGUGGAAGUUAGCCCAUCUCCUUCGACAUCUCCAACAACUUUGUCACCUUUCCGCCUUGAUGAAGUGACCCCAAUCACGUCUAUAACCGAAUCAAGCGGCUCAGACACACAUAAGGUCAGGCGAAGCAGCAUCGUCCAAGAACGGUUUAUACCUGACUUGGAAGGUGAUGGCCAUGUGACAUCUCAGCGGAGGGGCUCGUAUCGGAAGGAGGUUAUGAUGCCUGCGUGGCAGUUUUUUAGUUUGAUACCCUGGUACACGGAUAAUACGCCGACCAAUGAUGCACAGGUCGCUGCGCACUUUUCUUCAAAACGGCCAAUACUCGGCUUGUGCUUAAAGCGUUAUUCUAUGUUACCAAACGGUAAAGCUAUUCGACUUAAUACAUUCAUUGACAUCCCAACAGAGAUUGGACUGCCUCAUUUCAUUCAAGACGACAGUUUUGACGAAGAAGGUCCUAUCUACGGGAAUUUCAAACUUUCCUUGCAGGCAAUGGUUUGCCAUCGAGGUAACUCUGUCGAUUCAGGGCAUUACAUCGCCAUUGUUCGGGGUACCAGUGCUGGUGCGCCCCCUGCUAGCUCUCAUAGUUCGGAGACGGCAUUUUCAGAUAGCCCCCAAUAUUGGAUGCGAUUUGAUGACUUGGCCGCUGAGCGUGUGACCUUGGUUGAUGUCGAACAAGCUCUGAAGCACGAAUCGCCCUAUCUUCUAUUCUACCAAAUUCUGCCGAUCAAUGAAGAUGCUGCGGCGGUCAAUCUCCCAAAUACGGCGCCUUCUUCUGAAGUGUCGGAGGAUACACAGGAUUUGGAUACUUUAGCAAUAUCUCAGAAAUUAAGCGCCUCGAUCGGUGAUCUUUCUGAAAGUUGUCACAUGGAGGGAUUGCGUUCUAACCGGCCAAGCUUCGAGAUCACUGCCCCAGAUAAUACAGAAAUCGAGCCACUAGACCAUAAUGGCAGAAAGCAUAGUGUUGCCUUCUCCGAUGCAGUUGAGUCAAAUACUUCCGGAGGACUCCAGGUACAAACCGUUUCAUCGACGUCACCGAGACUUACUGCGAAAGAUGACGAUAGGGGGAGGAACUCCUUCUCAUUUUCUCGUCGUACGUCAAGAAACCGGAGAAGCACACCUGGCAGCCGUGCGGGGAGUCAAACUAGUGAGAGCAGAAUUAGCGCUACAUUCUCACGUUUUACCGGUCGACGCAGCAGAGAUAAGCUCAACAGCGAUGGUUUCUCGACCGAGGACGAUGAGUUUGCCGUUGACAAUGUGCUGCCAAGCGAGAAGUUUAUACCAACGAGUAGUGAAAGCAACGAGAAGAGCCCUCGACGGGGGAAGGAAGGUGCCAGGAACAAAGGGAAGUCCAAGGAAAAGCCUAGAGAGAAGUUUGGACGAAAGCUUGAGCGGGAGUGCUCUAUAAUGUAAGCGAUGAUUCAUUGACGGUUUUAUGAUUCAUGAUUUUCAUGAUCACACAAUUCUAGAGAGGAAGUGAGCGCGAUUGAUACCCAGCCACUUUUCUCAUUAUUCAUCAUUUAUCCCAGUCAUGUGCAACUCGGGAAGAUGUUAAUUUGUAUAGACUAUGAGUGAACAUAUUAGAAAUAGAUAGGGGAAGGUGGGAUUGUGCAAAAUCGAGAGCAUUUGUAUCGUACAAUAGUU